Messenger RNA from Stylonychia lemnae, 279 nucleotides. NCBI's taxonomy places the organism in Eukaryota, Ciliophora, Spirotrichea, Sporadotrichida, Oxytrichidae. The record is from the annotation of a GenBank genome assembly.
AUGGGAAGAAGUAUUUGGCGUUCACUCGCAGCAAAUGUCACACUUACAGUUGGAAUCGUACUAGGAGUUAAAGCAGCAGACGCUCUAAUGUGGGAUGCAUAGAAAUAUGAUAUGAUGAAGGAGCAAAUUGAGAUUGAUUACUGGAAAAAGUACGGAGAGCCAACUGAAAUAGAGGGCUAGCUCUAAAAAUCAACAAUAAAAGAUGGAGAAUUUUACAUUACUUACCUUAAGGACAAAGCCCCAGAAAAGCAAUUGGAUCAAGUCUAUAAACUUCAUUGA